AUGAGCGACUUCGGCCAGUUUGGCUCCGAGGAGGAGUACGCGACUGUGCGCAAGCACAAUGCUGAGGUGGAGUCCGAUCCCGAUAACUUCGAGCACUGGGAGAACCUCAUCAAGGCUUGUGAGACAUUGGAGGGUGGCUUGAAUCGUAACUCGAGCCCCCAAGCUCUUGCGACCUUCCGCGAUGCCUACGAUAGAUUCCUCAUCAAGUUUCCUCUUCUCUUCGGAUACUGGAAGAAAUAUGCCGACAUGGAGUUCAAUAUCGCCGGCCCCGAGUCUGCCGAGAUGGUCUAUGAAAGAGGAUGCGCAAGCAUCACCAAUUCUGUCGACUUGUGGACGGACUACUGCUCCUUCAAGAUGGAGACGACCCAUGACCCACACCUCGUCAGAGAACUCUUUGAGCGAGGAUCAACCUUUGUCGGUCUUGAUUUCCUAGCCCAUCCUUUCUGGGACAAGUACAUAGAGUACGAAGAACGCCAGGAGGCACAGGACAAGAUCUACGCUAUCCAUGCACGUAUCAUUCGCAUACCGAUGCACCAGUAUGCACGAUACUAUGAGAGAUUCCGAUCGCUAUCACAUAACCAACCCAUUACCGAGGUGGUGCCUGCCGAGGACCUUGCGCGUUUCCGAGCUGAGGUCGAGGCCGAAAACAUAGCAUACGGCGGCGCUCCCAAACCUGAGCUGGAGAUUGAACGCGAUGUUCGCGCCAAGAUUGACGCCAUGUACUACGAAAUCUUCACAGCCACACAAACUGAGGUAUCGAAACGAUGGACAUACGAGUCAGAGAUUAAGCGUCCCUACUUUCACGUCACCGCUUUAGAGCACAAGGACCUAGUCAACUGGCGCAAGUAUCUGGAUUUUGAGGAAUCCGAAGGAGACUUUGCACGAAUCGUUGCGUUGUAUGAACGAUGUGUUGUCACGUGCGCUUACUACGAUGAUGUCUGGUUCCGAUACGCUCGAUGGAUGUCUGGUCAGGAGGGAAAGGAGGAAGAAGUUCGCAACAUUUACAUGCGCGCGGCGACGAUGUUUGUGCCCGUCAGUCGACCAGGCAUUAGACUGCAGUGGGCCUAUUUUGAGGAGAGCACUGGGCGGGUGGACGUUACCCUUGCCAUUCACGAGGCAAUUCUUCUGAGACUGCCUGACUGCAUUGAGGUCAUCGUGUCGUGGGCCAACGUUCAGCGACGACAGAACGGAAUCGACGCUGCGAUCCAGGUAUACAAGGAUCAAAUUGAUGGCCCCACAGCAGAUGUUUACACUAAAGCUGCUUUGGUCGCAGAGUGGGCUAUCUUGCUAUGGAAGGUCAAGGGUUCUGUUGAUGAGGCGCGCGAGGUGUUCACCGAACAUGUUCAGUGGUAUGCCGACAGCAGAUUGUUUUGGGAUCGAUGGUUUCAGUUUGAGCUGGAGCAGCCUACAAGCGCCGAGUCCGAGGCUCAACACGGUGAGCGAAUGAAGAAUGUGUUCGACGAGCUUCGAGAACGAAGUCGACUAUCUGCAUCGGCCAAGAAAGAUCUGGUUCAGGUAUAUCUCAACUACCUGGUUCAGAGAGGUGACAAGGACGCCAUGAAGGUGUUCUUGCAAGUCGACAGAGAAGUCUUUGGGCCAUCAUCGGUAGCAAAACUGUCCACGGGGCUUGGUGCCAAAGAGAAUGGGGCUGCAAGAGGAGAAUUGGACGAGGCCAACAAGCAACGGGCCGAAGCUCAGUACCUUCAUUUUUACGAGAUCCACGGGGAGCCAGACCCCGACGCGCAAGGCAACGCAGAUUUUAACUAG
This is a messenger RNA of Fusarium sp. VM40, 1767 nucleotides long. Lineage: Eukaryota; Fungi; Ascomycota; Sordariomycetes; Hypocreales; Nectriaceae. The record is from the annotation of a GenBank genome assembly.